AUGGAAUCCCCAUCUACUGUUUUCGAUCGACAAGUGGUCAUGGAUUGGCUGACUUCUAGGACGACAGAAUUGCAUGAGGCCGAAGAGACUAAUCAUCCGUGGCAAGUACAGAGUCUUGAGCCUUUUCACCAACCACUGCUUAGGUUCUGGGAUGAAUUCUCAGGAAGCCCACUAGUGGAUGUAGUUGCAGAGGAAAGACCUCAUGCCCGAAAUAGGAGAGUCACUGCUAUUGACCCUAAUAUACGAAUCAAGAACGGAUUACCCGUUAUUGACGUUGAAGCCGAGAUAAAGCACUAUAGGAUUAAACCUCUGUAUGCGAAAUCUGAGGGAUAUGCCAAGGGUCAUUGCAUGUUUUUGUGGCAGGUCACAAAAGAUGAGAUUGUGGGCAGUCGGAAGUGGACCGAUCUAGAAGAAGGUGACAAAAAUUGGUAUAAUAAUAUCAUCAUGCCUGCUUAUAGGAAGUUCGUUGUAAACACCACUAUUACGCCCUUGGAAGCUUCCUUUGAAGAGUUACCAGUUAUUUUUAGUACUACUGACUUGGAGGACACUGGUUCAUCGAGUGCGAAGCAGUGA
Messenger RNA from Daldinia decipiens, 573 nucleotides. RefSeq lists its product as uncharacterized. NCBI's taxonomy places the organism in Eukaryota, Fungi, Ascomycota, Sordariomycetes, Xylariales, Hypoxylaceae. Bases 1 to 573 code for a protein of 190 amino acids. The transcript is spliced from 3 exons. The record is from RefSeq and is a predicted model, not a curated record.